AUGUCUGAUUUACAUCGUUCAUUUAUUAAGAAGAUCAAACAACAAGAAUCAGCAUUUGGAUUAUCACUGCUAUCUGAAAAUGUCCCCACCAAUAUAAAUGAUGACAAAACUUCUAUUAGUAAUCUAAUCAAAGAAUCAUCAUCUAACCCCAGAUCAAAGGUCACAAACAGGCAACUACCCAAUCAACAACAAGACAAUGAGAUCAUACAAGCAUACAACCAAUUCAAAGAAUCAUUCUUUACUGAAAUGGAAGAAUACACAGACACAACCAGAUCAAUAUCCUUCCAGACUUAUUAUCGAGCUCCCACUUCCAAACAAGACACAGUGUUAUUUUGUCUCCAUGGAGCUGGAUCUUCAUCUAUGACAUUUGCAACAUUUGCACAACAAAUAAUCGAAAUGACAAAUUCAAUUGGAAUCUUCUUAUUCGACAUCAGAGGACAUGGUGAUUCAUCUCCUACUACAGAAUAUGACAUCCUUGAUUUUGUCCAAGAUGUUCAUUUCAUACUAUCUACAUUCACCACCAAACCAUAUUACACCAACAAUUCCCCCAUAUACCUCUUAGGACACUCCUUAGGAGGCGCCAUACUAUCUAAAUACACAUCCCUCCACCCCGAUCCCCAAUUCAAUCUCCAAGGACUCAUAAUGCUCGAUAUAGUGGAAGAAACCGCGGUGAAAUCACUCUCAAUCAUGCCCCAAUUCAUUGCCCGCCGACCACCCCAAUUCCCCACCAUCGAAAGAGCUAUUGAAUGGCACAUGAAAUCAUUAUUACACAACCCCGAAUCGGCAAAAUUAAGCGUCCCUCAUCUCCUAAACCACCACCAGGGCCCAUUGACCUGGAAGACUGAUCUAGCCCUAACACUGCCAUUUUGGGAUAGUUGGUUCGAUGGUCUAGCUGACAAUUUCAUCUCCUUUAAGGGGGCGAAAUUGUUGAUCCUAUCGGCACAUGAAACUUUGGAUAAGAAGUUGAUUAUUGGACAAAUGCAGGGGAAGUAUCAAUUGGUGGUGUUUGGGGGGAAUAAUAGUAAGAAUAAUAAUGUGUCGGGGCAUUUCGUGCAUGAGGAUUUGCCGAAACAGACUAGUGUUUGUGUUGUGGAGUUUAUUAAUAGGACAAAGGGGGCUGAUGGGAAGAAAGAUGCUUUGGGUGGGAUUAUACCGAAAUGGGGUGGGAAGAUACAUAAAUAA
Molecule: messenger RNA, 1182 nt
Organism: Hemisphaericaspora subhashii
Lineage: Eukaryota; Fungi; Ascomycota; Pichiomycetes; Serinales; Debaryomycetaceae
Gene: PPE1
Product: carboxylesterase-mitochondrial 37S ribosomal protein YmS2
Exons: 1
Coding region: 1-1182 (393 amino acids)
Biological process (GO): protein demethylation
Molecular function (GO): protein methylesterase activity
Source: RefSeq, a predicted model, not a curated record